AUGGAAAUUCUGUCCCCAGAACCGCCUCGCGAAUUGAAUAUUCCAGUCGAUGAUUGCGAGGAUACAGUCAGAUCUAGUGGAGAUAGAAAAUCGAGACGAUCAAAAUCGGGCAAGGAGAAAAAGAGCUUUGAAUCGGAAGAAGAUCAAAAACUCAAACGCGGCCUGGCAAAGAUUCAGUCAAAUGAUUUGACUCUUGUUGAAUUACGAGCGCGACAGAUGCAGAUUCGUGAGGAAACUGAGACUUUGAGAAAAGAAAAUGCUGAAGGCUUUUACAAGCUUCGGCAUUUGUUGGGCAAAAAGGGUGUUUCUGUGCUGGAAGAUUUGUAUUUUAAAGAAUACCCUGACCUGGUGCACCAACUCGAAGCGGGCUCUUCUUCCGAACAGGGCAAAUUAAGAGAUGGUUCGGGAAGUCACAGAACACCAAGGGAUCUUAUUUCCGCCUCUUCUUCAGAAUCAAACAUGACGGAUGUGGACGAACGGAUCUUCUACCAAACUGAAGUUCUCGAGGAGGGGGCUCAAGCAGUUCCAACCAAAGUAGAAUCCCUUCUGGGGGAAGAAGAGGACGAAGAAUUAGCGCGUCUUUUAGAGCGAUCUGAAAAGAGGGCGAACUUCAUUGAGCGAAACAAAGAACUCGCCGCGUCAGGCGACAUUUUGACAAAAAAUGAAAGGGAUAGAUUGGAAGCGAUUCUGGCCACGGAAGAUGAAGAAGAGAAAAAUACUGAUACAGAAAUAAGAUUGGCUCAAAUAAACACCGAGCUUGAAAACAAAUUCUCCUCCACGGCACUCGUCCCCGUCAACAUCGAAGACUCAAGGUCAGAAAAGCGCCUUCGAGAAAUCGACUCGCGAUUGAGCUUCUUACAAAGUCAAGCGAGUCUAAGAACCGGAAGCACGCAGUUAUUAGCGAUUAAAGACGUAGAAGACGGGGAAGAUUCCGCAAGAGAGCCGCGCUCAGAUGACAUUACCAAAAUGCUCGAAGAAUUUCAAAUGGAACUCGAGAGGAUAUCCACUGUUUCCGCUUCUGAAGCAGAUCAUGAGAGCUUGAGCCACUUUGAGCUUGAAGAAUCGAUCUCAGAGGAGCAAAUACAAGAGCUUUUGGCUUCAGCUAAACAAGAGCUCAAUUUAUCCUGA
Oikopleura dioica is the source of this 1128-nucleotide messenger RNA. The record is from the annotation of a GenBank genome assembly. NCBI's taxonomy places the organism in Eukaryota, Metazoa, Chordata, Appendicularia, Copelata, Oikopleuridae.